Molecule: messenger RNA, 3483 nt
Organism: Cyclopterus lumpus (lumpfish)
Lineage: Eukaryota; Metazoa; Chordata; Actinopteri; Perciformes; Cyclopteridae
Gene: nucks1a
Product: nuclear casein kinase and cyclin-dependent kinase substrate 1a
Biological process (GO): double-strand break repair via homologous recombination; interstrand cross-link repair
Cellular component (GO): cytoplasm
Molecular function (GO): single-stranded DNA binding; double-stranded DNA binding
Source: RefSeq, a predicted model, not a curated record
ACCCCUCGAGGCCGCGGGUUUGGUUGCACACGGGCUGCAGUUUCAGUUUGUUUUAUUCACCAUUUUGAGUAGCUGAGGGUAAAAAAAAAUUAGGAAUAUUUGCGUUGGGAGGACGAGUCGCCACCGUACCUUUAUUUGCACGCGCUAGCUCGGACGGCGGAGUUGUGCGCCAAGCUCGCGCCCCUCGGUGUUUUGCAGAGCGGGAACCAAUAUUUUUUUUUUUGCCUGUGCUGCUUCUUCUCCCCCCCCCCCCCUUCUUUCUUACAUCCCUAACCUCUACAGUAUUCCUGCAAAAUGGCAAGACCAGUGAGGAACAGGAAAGUGGUGAACUACUCGCAAUUCAACGAGUCUGAUGAUGCAGAUGAGGAGUAUGGCGAGAAUAAGCCCAAGAAGGUGCGUGCGCCCCCCCGUGAGCCCAAGCACAAGCGCUCAAAGAACUCGCAGGAUGACAGUGAGGAGUCUGAUGAGAAGGUCUCCAAACCCAAAAAUGAAUCGGCAGAUGACUUUGGCAGCGAGGAGGAGGACAACGAAUUUGGCGAGGGGGAGGAAGAUGGGGGAAGCGACUACGAAGAAAAGAAAGGCAAAAAGGCCAAGAAGGCCAAGGUGGAGAAGCCCGCCAAGAGGGGACCGAAGAGAAAGCGGCCUGCAGAUGACAGUGAUGACGAUAAGGAAGUGAGUCGAAAGCGCACAGUGCGCCAGGCGGCCUCCAAGGCCGUGUCCAAACAGAGGGAGAUCCUGCUUGGCGAUGCGGGCAGCGAGGACGAGGAACACGAAGACAAAGAGGAGCCCUAUUUGGACCCUGACGAGUCCGGCAGCGAUGAGGACUUCAUGGUGGAGGAUGAUGACGAUAGUGACUAUGGCCGCUCCAAGAAAAGGGGCAAGAAGGUGAUCCGACGGGGACGGCCGGACAAGAAAGAGAAGAAAAGCCCCAAGCCCCGACUAAAGGCCACAGUAACCCCCAGCCCAAUGAAGGGAAAGGGGAAGGGCCGCCCCAGCGCCAAGGCCCCGGAGAAGAGCUCGCCCAAAGAAGAGGAAGAGGAGGACCCCGAGAGUCCCCUGGAGGAAGAGGAGGAGGAGGCCGAGAAGAAAGAGUCCUCCCCUGCCCCCAAGACAACAAAGGAGGCCGCGGGAGGAGACGAGGAGGAGGAGGAUGAAGAGGAGGAGGACGGCUCAGAAGAGGAGGCGCCCUCUGGAGAAGACUAGAAGAUGGUACCUGCCGAAGCCCAUCCUCCCAUGUCUCUUUCUCUGUCUCUUCUCAAAAGGUUUUGUUUUCUUUCAUUGCUCUGCGUUUAGAAUCUUUUUUUUUGUUGUCUCCUGGUGGCCUGGCUCAAUGGUUUGGACUUGGUGUGCUUUUUUCCUUCUUUUUUUCCUCCCCACCAACCAAGACAUUGUGCUGAUUCUCAUGCGUAUGUAAGGAGUCACAGCCCUCCUGUCAUUAUCACUUACAUUCUGCGUUCUAGAGUCAAAGUGUCUUGCCUUUUCCAAGAGCUCAGUGCUACUGGGCAUCCGUCCUGAGUGUGAACAAAACCACUUCCCUUGUCUGUCACUGGUAAUCCCUUCUCUGACAUGACUGGCAACGCGCGCUGUCCAGUUUACUUUACUAAUAUGUGCGAUUACUGGGAGUAUUGUGCAGGGCUUCUCAGUAUCGAGUUGCUGAAGCGCCGUAUUUACAAAGCGACGCUUAAGUCAACACACGCGGGGCUAAAGGCCUUCACCCUCUCUUUGGUCGCUUGUGCUUUUAAACCAGGAGCAUGUUUUAACAGGGCAGCGUUAGCUAGAUAGUUCUUCUGAAAAAACCUGUGCUGUCAGUUGAAGCAGUUUUUCCUUUUUUAAUUUGUAUUGUUAGGUCACCCUGUUUGUUUCAGACUGUAUUGGUGCUGAACCCCUGCUGCUUCGUAGAUCAGUACAAACUGUUUAAGGUGUUCUCUGUAGACUGGUGGAGUGGUGGGUCACCGCUGAGUGUUCGCCACACGCUGGACUGCCACUAUCGCACGUUUCAAGCCGGCGUGUGUGUGUUUUUUACGUACUUGUUUAAAUUUGUAUGCUUGUAAGAGGGUCUGGCUUUAUUUUUCUCUCAGCCCAUCUGCUGCCUAUGUUAAACGGUUUUCGGUUGUUGUAUGUCGGGCUUUCUCAACGACGCGCGCCAUUACCACGUGACGCAAACCCCGCCCCCUUUCAGAACACAUGAGCCCCCUAACUCCUUGCAUGGCUACAUCUUCUCAGCAUUCAACCCCUUGUGCCAGGCACCCCUAAAUCUCGUUUUUUUUUUUGCUUUUAUUUUAAUAAAAUUCAAGAAGAGAUGUUUGUUUUUUUUGUUUUUUGUUUUUGAGAGUUAAAAAAAAAAAAUGAAUGUUGUUUUUUCUUCUGUCGGUUCAUUGUUUUAAUUCUCUAUUCAGAUUUUUUUUUUGUAAUGUUUGUUUUUUAAGAAAAGAAAUAAAAUGUAUCUUGAUUUUAAAGAAAAAAAGUUGACCCUAUCAAAUCUGUUCUGCCCUGUGGUUGGACCAGCCAUCCCUCUGUCCUUUCUUUCACUCACUUAUUCCAUUUGUUUGUCUAUUAAUGCCUUGAUUUUCAUUGAGUUCAGUUUUCAGUAGUUGUUGGAGGCCUGAGAAUGUAAUCUAUCCUCGUGUUUUAGGUCCGUGCUAGAAGCUGCAAAUUCGGCUUAGAACAAGUCAGCGAUUCCUCUGAUCAACUGACCAUCCAAAGCCAUAAUCGAUCUCAAAACUAGUGACUCGUGAUCAGGUGCAGAACUCGUGAGACUGUCCUCUUUUUUUUUUUUGUGUGUUUUGAUCAAAAAAAUAAAACUGCAUUAUUAGGCGUCAGUCAGGAGAAUUUUUGAUUUGUUCCAUGACUGCACUAAUCAGUCCUGGAUGUGUACAGGACACACCUGAACUAGUCCUUGGUUCCAGAAGCACAUUCAAUUAUUUUACGACUGUCCGUAGCUGCUUAGUGUGUUUUUCUCCGUCCAGGUCCUGAAUUGGCACGAAAUCCUUAAUGUCAUUUUAAGACAAUUUGAUAUAAAUAAGGACAAAGAAAAUGCUCAGAGAGCUCUGUUCGCAGGAAGAUCAGAUGCCCUGUCGUUGGCAUCGCUGAUGGGCUUGACAAGAGGUUCCUCUCCAUCAUCCCACAGGAGGCACAUGGCAUAAGGCUGUGAAUUUCUCCUAUCCAUUUGAAGAUUUCUUCUGUUGUACUGUUUUUUUUUUUUAACUUUUUUUUUUUUUUUUCUACCUUCAGUUGUACUGGCAAUGUUAAUGUAAGCCAAGUUGUGAUUCCUACAGGAGACCAUGAGGAGGAGCUUUUGUCCGUAGUGUGGAAGGGGAACGCUGAACUAAUCUUUUGCAUGUUGUGGGGGAAAAGUGGAAAUGGCAAUAUUGUGGUCUGACAAAAAAAAAAAAGAAGAAAAAUGAGUAUUAACAACGACAAUGUUGGUAAUGUUUUGGUUUCCCAGCUUCUAAUAAAGGCAACCUACUUUUUAUACGGAUUUAA